This is a messenger RNA of Rhinichthys klamathensis goyatoka, 555 nucleotides long. RefSeq names its product NADH:ubiquinone oxidoreductase subunit A11 (gene ndufa11). Gene Ontology annotation, biological process: mitochondrial respiratory chain complex I assembly. The record is from RefSeq and is a predicted model, not a curated record. The transcript has 4 exons. NCBI's taxonomy places the organism in Eukaryota, Metazoa, Chordata, Actinopteri, Cypriniformes, Leuciscidae. The coding region runs from base 50 to 457 and encodes 135 amino acids.
AGAAGAAACUCUCGCGAUAUCUCAGUGUGUCCUUGAUGCGGAGACAGAAAUGGGCUACUGGGAUCUAGAAGAGGGCAAAGACUGCGUUGCCAAAACAUGGAUCACCACGAAAGUAGCCACAGCCAUUGGGCUGGUAGGUUCUGCCUACCACAUUGUGGCUUUUCAGCCUGAAACAGCUGUCGAGGCUUUGACCAGAGCAACAUCAGGCACUGCCACCAUGGCUGCCAUGGGUGCCAUCUUUGGAAUGGCCACUUGUCUAAGUGCACAGGCCAGAGAUGCACCUGAUGACCCAACUAACUAUUUCAUUGGUGGGUGUGCUUCAGGCGUUUUCCUCGGGGCACGGACACACAGUGCUAUCACAGGUACGGCAGCGUGUUUUGGUCUGGGAACUGUGGCUAUGCUCACCAAGGUUGGAAAAACAGAAGGCUGGAGAAUAACAGGACCCCCAAAGCUGUGACCUGAUAUGUCCCCUAGAAUUUGAUGUGUUCAUAUUGUAUAUUGCUCUCAUAAAUGUAUUAAGAUUAAAAAUAAAACAAUCUCUGGAUGUACUCUUUA